Molecule: messenger RNA, 6314 nt
Organism: Leucoraja erinaceus (little skate)
Lineage: Eukaryota; Metazoa; Chordata; Chondrichthyes; Rajiformes; Rajidae
Gene: rock1
Product: Rho-associated, coiled-coil containing protein kinase 1
Exons: 33
Coding region: 788-4879 (1363 amino acids)
Biological process (GO): regulation of cell junction assembly; peptidyl-threonine phosphorylation; actomyosin structure organization
Cellular component (GO): cytoplasm; cytoskeleton
Molecular function (GO): ATP binding; Rho-dependent protein serine/threonine kinase activity; small GTPase binding
Source: RefSeq, a predicted model, not a curated record
GGUCGGGUCGGGUCGGGUCGGGUCGGGCCGCGCCGCCGUGUGUGUUUGAACAGGAAGGCGGACAUGUUGAUCAGGAAAAGAAAGUUGCAACUGACGGCCAGGUUGUCAGGAAGGAAAAAAACGACGCUGUAUCCCUGCCCUCUGUGAGAAAGAUCCCGGACAAUAAGAAUCCUUGUUACUGUGGUUUUUUUAUUUCUUAAAAAAAAAGUUUGGAGUGAGUUUGGUGUGAGGUGCUGGUUGUGCGAGUUGAGUUAAGUGAUGUACCCAGCCAGAGGAUGUUAAAUGCGCGCUGUGCAAUCCGGUGUGAAGAAACAUUUGCAGAAGUUGGCUUUCCUGGAUUGAAGCUGUCAAGACACCAGAUGUGUUGUUCAGGCCUUUAACUGAAACCUGUUACAGGAGCUUGAAAGCGUAUUUUUCUUUCUGCAAAUUGAACUUUUAAGGCAACAUUACAACAUUUUUUUACUCGUGGAUGUCGAAUGUAUAUAUAGUAUAUUUUUUUACGUACAAAUCAGAGUACAUAUUUUUUUCCGGUAACGAGCCACUGCCCUUUAGGUUUUGAAGAGGAACGGGAAGUUUUUUAAUUUAUUUUUAAAUGCGGCAUAGAUUCGCAGAAACUUCAUGGAAGGUUUUAUGGUUCAGAGUGUUGGAAAAAAUGUUGCAUGAAACUAUGUCGUGAAGCGGUUUGCAACGAUUGUUAAAUACAUCUGUUCGAGGCUGGUGAAGGUAUUUUUAUAGUCCUAUCGAUUUUGUUUACUUGGGACAAAACUUCAUAAAAUAACAGGACACAAUGUCGUCCGGAGAAAGCUUGGAAGCUCGGUUUGAAAAAAUUGAAUCCAUGUUAAAGGAUCCCAAGUGUGAAGUGAACUGCGAAAGUUUGCUGGAUAGCUUGGAUGCCUUGAUUUAUGAUUUGGAUUUCCCUGCCUUAAGAAAAAAUAAGAACAUUGACAACUUCAUAAAUAGAUAUAAAGAUGCAAUGAGUAAAGUUCGGGAUUUAAGAAUGAAAGCGGAAGAUUAUGAAGUAGUUAAGGUGAUCGGUAGAGGAGCAUUUGGAGAAGUUCAGCUGGUGAGACACAGAGGUACACGCAAAGUAUUUGCAAUGAAACUGCUCAGCAAGUUUGAAAUGAUAAAACGAUCCGAUUCAGCAUUCUUUUGGGAAGAAAGAGGCAUCAUGGCAUUUGCAAAUAGUCCAUGGGUUGUGCAGCUAUCCUAUGCUUUCCAAGAUAAUCGUUAUCUCUACAUGGUGAUGGAAUAUAUGCCUGGAGGGGAUCUUGUGAAUUUAAUGAGUAAUUAUGACAUGCCUGAAAAAUGGGCCAGGUUUUACACUGCAGAAGUUGUUCUUGCUUUGGAUGCCAUUCAUUCCAUGGGUUUCAUUCACAGGGAUGUGAAACCAGAUAAUAUGUUGCUUGACAAAGCUGGUCAUUUAAAAUUAGCAGAUUUUGGAACUUGCAUGAAGAUGAAUAAAGAAGGAAUGGUGCGAUGUGAUACAGCUGUUGGGACACCUGAUUACAUUUCCCCUGAGGUGCUGAAAUCUCAAGGUGGAGAUGGUUAUUACGGAAGGGAGUGUGAUUGGUGGUCAGUUGGAGUAUUCCUGUAUGAGAUGCUUGUUGGUGACACACCAUUUUAUGCAGAUUCAUUAGUGGGAACAUACAGCAAAAUUAUGAAUCACAAAAACUCAUUGUUGUUUCCUGAAGAUAAUGAUAUUUCUAAGGAUGCAAAGAGCCUUAUUUGUGCUUUCCUCACUGACAGGGAAGUGAGGCUUGGCCGGAAUGGUGUUGCAGAAAUCAAAAAGCAUCCUUUCUUCCAAAAUGAUCAAUGGACCUGGGAAAAUAUUAGAGAUAUUUCUGCACCUGUUUUGCCGGAGCUAAGUAGUGACAUUGACACUAGCAAUUUUGAUGAUUUGGAAGAAGACAAGGGUGAGGAAGAAACAUUUCCUGUACCAAAGGCCUUUGUUGGAAAUCAGUUACCUUUUGUUGGAUUCACAUACUAUAGAGACCAUCAGAAUUCAUCUGGUACCCCCAAACGAGAUAGUGGUUGUAGAACUAGUUCUACCAUAGACCAUAACCAAAUUGAAAAUUUGAAAAAGACGACUUAUGAACUUGAAGAGCAAUUACACAAUGAAAGACAAUUAAAAGAUGAAUGGGAACAAAAAUGCAGGGCAGGAAAUUUAAAGUUAGAGAAAAUAACAAAGGAACUGGAUGAUGAGGGUACAGCAAGAAAAUCAUUAGAGGGUAAUUUGUCUCAGGUUGAAAAGGAAAAAAUGUUGAUGCAGCACAAAAUCAACGAAUACCAAAGGAAGUUGGAACAAGAGGUUGAAAAAAGACGCAAUUUGGAAAAUGAGGGUUCUAUGUUAAAGGAGCAACUUGAAGAUUUGAGGAAGGUGACCCAAAGCUCCCAGAUAUCAACUGAGAAAAUUGUGCAGCUACAAAAACAAUUAGAAGAAGCUAAUGCUUUGUUGCGGACUGAAUCAGACACGGCAGCAAGAUUACGGAGAAAUCAAACUGAACAAACAAAAAAUAUGAGCCAAUUGGAGACUGUAAAUAGCGAACUGCAGGAACGAACCCGCUUUUUGGAGAAUACAAAGCUACAGUUGGAAAAGGAUAUUAUCCAACACCAAUCUGCUUUGGACACUGAGAGAAGAGAUCGCAGCCAUGGUUCAGAAUUGAUCAGCGAUUUGCAAGCUCGUAUCACUUCUUUACAAGAAGACUUGAAAACAACAAAACUUAACCUUUCAAAAGCAGAGAUGGAAAAGAAACAAGCACAAGAGAAGCAUAGCAAUCUGGAGAAGGAAAAGAAUAACCUGGAAAUUGAUGCAAAUUACAAACAAAAAAUGUUACAGCAGCGAUUGGACCAAGAGAUCGCGGAACAUAAAGUAACUAAAGCACGAUUGGUAGAUGAGUAUGCAUCCAUUGAAGAAGCAAGAUCUGUGGCUAUGAGUGAAAUGGACAACAAAUUGAGAGAAGAGAGGCUGGCUCGGCAGAGGGCAGAGAAUCAGAUGUUGGAAGUUGAAAAACAGCGGUCUAUGCUGGACGUGGAUUUGAAGCAGUAUAAACAAAAGGUGGAGCAGCUCAGUAAGCAGAAGGAAAGAUUGGAAGAAGAGGUGAAGAACCUAUCGCUUCAAUUGGAUCAAGAGAAGAAUAAACGUGCAGUGACAAAGAAUGAGCUGAACGCCCAAUCAUUGGAAGCAGACAAUCUUAAAGGAUCAGAAAAACAGCUGAAACAAGAGAUCAAUUCGUUGCUGGAAUCCAAACGGUCACUGGAAUUUCAACUGGGACAACUCUCAAAGCAGUAUCGAGGCAAUGAGGGCCAAAUGCGGGAACUCCAAGACCAACUUGAGGCAGAGCAGUAUUUUUCUACUCUGUAUAAGACUCAAGUUAAAGAGCUUAAAGUGGAAAAUGAGGAGAAGAAUCGAAUGAACAGUGAACUUCAGAGGAAGAUGCAGGAUGUGAUCAGUGAAAGGGAUUCAUUAUCUUCACAAGUGGAUCUAACUAUAACUAAAGCAGAUUCUGAGCAGCUAGCUCGGGCUUUAGAGGAGGAUCGAUGUUACGAACUUGAUCAGGAAUUGAAGAAAAUAAUGGCACGACACAAGCAAGAGCAAAUUGAGAAGGACAGUACCAUUAGUUUGCUAGAGGAAUCGAAUAGAACCCUAACCAAAGAUGUAGGAAAUCUAUCCAAGGAGAAAACAGAGUUUGAUGAAAAAAUGAAGUCACUGAGAGAAGAUUUACAGAAGAAGAUGGAAGAAGAAGUAAACAUGAAAACUACUUAUGAAAAAACAAUUAACCAAGAACGUACACUGAAAACACAAGCUGUCAAUAAACUUGCUGAAAUUAUGAACCGGAAGGAUAUAAAAGUGGAUCGUAAGAAAGUAAAUACAGCAGAUUUCCGAAGAAAAGAAAAGGAAAAUAAAAAAUUGCAACUGGAAUUGAACCAGGAGAGAGAGAAAUACAGUCAAAUGGUUGUGAAGUAUCAGAAGGAUUUAAAUGAAAUGCAAGCGCAAUUUGUAGAGGAAUGUAACCUUCGCACAGAGCUCCAAAUGCAUCUGGCUAGUAAGGACAGCGAUGUUGAACAGCUUCGUUCUAAACUUCAAGAUCUUCAGCUUCGUAUGGAUACUACCAGUGUAGCCAACUUGCAGUCUGAAGAUUCUGAUGGAAGUGUUGCUGAAACCAGGAUGGAGGGAUGGUUAUCGAUACCAAACCGGGUAAACAUAAAGCGUUAUGGAUGGAAAAAGCAGUAUGUUGUGGUCAGCAGCAGAACAAUACUGUUCUAUGACGACGAGGUGAAUAAAGAGCAAUCUAAUCCUUCUAUGGUAUUAGAUAUUGACAAAUUAUUCCAUGUGCGUCCUGUAACACAAGGUGAUGUAUACAGGGCAGAAACUGGUGAAAUUCCUCGGAUAUUCCAGAUACUAUAUGCCAAUGAAGCUGAAUGCCGGAAAGAUGUGGAAGUAGAAGCUGUUCAAUCAGUGGAAAAACCUGACUUUAUACCUCAUAAAGGUCACGAAUUUAUCCCAACACUUUAUCAUUUUCCUACAAAUUGUGAAGCUUGUGCAAAGCCUCUGUGGCAUGUUUUCAAACCACCACCUGCACUAGAAUGCAGGCGAUGCCAUGUUAAGUGCCAUAAGGAUCAUUUGGAUAAAAAGGAAGACAUGAUUAUAUCAUGCAAAGUGAAUUAUGAUGUCAAUACAGCGAGAGAUAUGUUGCUACUGGCAUGCUCUCAGGAUGAACAGAAAAAAUGGAUUGGACAUUUAGUGAAGAAAAUUCCAAAGAACCCGUCAGCUAUCACAAGUUUUAUGCGUGCUUCUCCCAGGACCUCAUCCACCAGAUCAGCACCAAAUCAGUCUUUUCGCAAACCUGCCAAACAUAUUACUCCAGUCAAGCCCAGCUAACCGUUUAUGGAAUUUGGAUUUAAGAUUCUUCUCAAGGAAGCUGGGUUUUGUGAAAUCGCAAAUCAAUGCAAAAUGGAUUUGACUCUUUCCACUCCAAACAGUCCAAAUUUCUGGGCAAAAUUUGUUGUUAAUCACCGCAUCUCAUUCACCUACUCUCUUUUCCUGCACUUUUCAAAAUGCGUGGAAGGCUAAUCAUUGCACAUUUACCAUACAUACCAGAAGUUUUUUUUUAAUGAAUUGCAACAGGUAGCAAACUAAAAAUAAGGUGUUGACUUUUCUGUAAUAGCAAGUGAACAUCAGGGCAGCACAUUACGGAAAAGCCCAAUGAGUUUUUCUUUAUUGCGUCAUUUCAGCGAGUAAGGGAUAGGGUAGUUGCACUUAAGGGAAUAGCUUAUGCUAAAGCAAGGAGGGAAGUGUGUGAAAUUGAAAUACUGGAAAUAGCACAGAGAACAAAUAAUUCCUUUGAAGAUGGUGUCAGAUGCUUCAGAAGACCAUUGUUACAUUGAAUUUAUUAUGCCUCAAACUUUUCAUGCCUUCUGUGCAGAUCUAUUGAGACGCUUAAAGCUUUACAAUCUUGUGACUGUAAGACUGAAAGCUCUGCUGAUAAAAAGGCUUAUAAACUAUGCUAUUCUAAAUACAUAAACUCAAAUGUUUAGAACUGGGAAAAAUUCACUGAAUAUUUCACUCAUGAUCUGUUUACUUUUUGCAAAGCCAUAGCAGUUCAAAUGUUGUUCCGUUUAAAAGAAGCAUUGGGGAAUUAGUGGUCAUUCUGAACAGUCAGAUUUGUAUUUUGGGGGCACAUUAUUUUGUAAUGAUUUUAUAAAUAGAUUGCCUUACAUUUUAAAUGAAUUCUUUUCAGAAGGUAGUCAACAUUAACUUAACAGAUAAACUGUGCACUGUUUUAAAACAUAAAUUAUUCUACUUAAAACACUUCAACGGGAAUCGUAUAAUCCUGUUGAUGCCUUACUUUUGAAGAACUGUUUUACUGCCAUUCAUUGUAAUUUCAAAUAACUGUAUCUGCUUAAACAUUUUUCAGUGCAUUGUGAACUGUGUUAUUUUGGGUAUUUUGAAAACAAUUCUAAAAUGAAUAAACUGCCUGGAAUCUGUUGGAAUUGCACAUAGGAAAACCUGCAGCAAACUUGACCUGUUGAUGGCAUUAAAUAAGGAUUAUUUCUUUGUAUUAUUCCAGGAGUCACUCCAGUAACAUAGGAAUUGUUGUAUUUGCUGUUUUAUUUUUUGCCAGUCAACAGGAAUACAGUCAUGAAAUGGAUGAUAGGCUUAUUUCACCUAGUACCUCCCAUGUAAUUUAUAAAGGCUUUGCAGUUACAUGUAUUAAAGCACUGGAAAUUGGAUUUUUGUUGAAGAUAAUUACAUAUUUUAAGUGAUAUUGAAAGUCGCACUGAUGGGUAUGUAUCAAUAAACAUAUCUAUAUGCA